AUGACUGAGAAGAGGUUUGGAGUGAGCAGAUCGGAAAGGAAACCGUUUCAAGCCAUUAAGGCGAUCAACACAGUGUGGACUGACCAGCAGCAGUCUGUACCAGAAGACAGCCAGGCUGGCCCAUCAAGAGGACACAAAGACAGAAGACGCCAACUGGGGGGCGGGAGGACGAAACGAGAGGGACGAGAAGAGUACGCGGAGCAACAGUUAAUGGAAUUGGAGACAUUAUGCUUUUGGAUCACGUGGCUUCGGGUGGUGCCGAGAGGCGAUUGCCGUUCUAUACUCUCCUCGCUUCAGCCUCCGUCACACUCAAUGCGCUCCGAUCUGAGCUGGGCUGCCUCAAGUGCCGUAGCAUUCGACAUGACUGCGGCUUGGUUACCGGGUCUAGUGGCCUACAGAACGGGGGAGAGAAAACAUAAAUAG
Molecule: messenger RNA, 423 nt
Organism: Protopolystoma xenopodis
Lineage: Eukaryota; Metazoa; Platyhelminthes; Monogenea; Polystomatidea; Polystomatidae
Source: the annotation of a GenBank genome assembly